UUCACUUACCAUUCAAAACCAACCACACUCUAUGACGCCUCUUUUCCUUACUAUAGUCCUUGCCACUGUCCUCUUCUGCCUCCUCUUCCUCUUCUCUCUCCGCCGCAACCACCGCCUCCCACCAGGCCCAAAUCCAUGGCCUAUAGUCGGAAACCUCCCUCACAUGGGCACCAAGCCCCAUCAAACUCUAGCCGCCAUGGUAACCACUUACGGACCGAUACUCCACCUCCGAUUAGGGUUCGUGGACGUCGUGGUCGCCGCCUCUAAAUCCGUGGCCGAGCAGUUCUUGAAAACCCACGACGCCAACUUCGCUAGCCGACCACCUAACUCCGGAGCCAAACAUAUGGCCUACAACUACCAAGAUCUUGUCUUUGCGCCCUACGGACAACGAUGGAGAAUGUUGAGAAAAAUCAGUUCUGUUCAUCUCUUUUCAGCUAAAGCUCUCGAAGAUUUCAAACAUAUUCGACAGGAAGAGGUUGGAACGCUCUCGGGGGAGCUAGCACGUGUAGGCACGAAAGCCGUGAAUUUAGGGCAGUUGGUGAACAUGUGUGUUAUCAACUCACUCGGACGAGAAAUGAUCGGACGGCGACUGUUCGGCCCCGACGCCGAUCACAAAGCCGAAGAGUUUCGAUCGAUGGUGACGGAGAUGAUGGCUCUUGCCGGAGUCUUUAACAUCGGAGAUUUCGUGCCGUCACUCGACUGGUUGGAUUUACAAGGCGUCGCUGGUAAAAUGAAACGGCUCCACAAGAGAUUUGACGCUUUUCUAUCCUCGAUUCUGGAGGAGCACGAGAUGAACGGUCAAGAUCAAAAGCAUACGGAUAUGCUUAGCACUCUAAUCUCGCUUAAAGGAACUGAUUUUGACGGUGAUGGAGGAAGCUUAACGGAUACUGAGAUUAAAGCAUUGCUCUUGAACAUGUUCGCAGCUGGAACUGACACGUCCGCAAGUACGGUUGACUGGGCUAUAGCUGAACUUAUCCGUCACCCGGAUAUAAUGACCAAAGCCCAAGAAGAACUUGAUUCCGUAGUGGGCCGUGACAGGCUCGUUAACGAGUCAGACAUUUCUCAGCUUCCUUACCUUCAGGCGGUUAUCAAAGAGAAUUUUAGGCUACAUCCGCCAACACCACUCUCGUUACCACACAUCGCAUCAGAGAGCUGUGAGAUCAACGGUUACCAUAUCCCGAAAGGAUCCACUCUUUUGACCAACAUAUGGGCCAUAGCCCGUGACCCGGAUCAAUGGUCCGACCCGUUAGCGUUCAAACCCGAGAGAUUUUUACCCGGUGGUGAAAAAUCCGGCGUCGAUGUGAAAGGAAGCGAUUUCGAGCUUAUACCGUUUGGAGCCGGGAGAAGAAUCUGUGCUGGUUUAAGUUUAGGGUUACGUACGAUUCAGAUACUAACGGCGACGUUGGUUCACGGAUUCGAAUGGGAAUUGGCCGGAGGAGUUACGCCGGAGAAGCUGAAUAUGGAAGAGAAGUAUGGGCUUACUCUGCAAAGAGCGGUUCCUUUGGUGGUGCAUCCUAAGCCAAGGUUGGCUCCGAAUGUUUAUGGACUAAGAUCGGGAUAAAAAUCUAAGUUUGCUUCUCCGACAAGGCAUAGGGCUUAAUUUGAUCCGGAGUAAGCUUUUAUGUAAGAAUGUGUAACGCUAAACCAAGUAAUCAAAUAGUAUUGUGAGUUUUUUUUUUCUUUUUCUUUGAACAAAGUAUUGUGAGUUCUUAAUAAUGUUUGUUUUGGGAACAAAUUUUAACACUAUUUUUUUUUA
Capsella rubella is the source of this 1756-nucleotide messenger RNA. RefSeq names its product flavonoid 3'-monooxygenase. NCBI's taxonomy places the organism in Eukaryota, Viridiplantae, Streptophyta, Magnoliopsida, Brassicales, Brassicaceae. Bases 32 to 1561 code for a protein of 509 amino acids. The record is from RefSeq and is a predicted model, not a curated record. Gene Ontology annotation, molecular function: monooxygenase activity; heme binding; oxidoreductase activity, acting on paired donors, with incorporation or reduction of molecular oxygen. The transcript has 4 exons.